Molecule: messenger RNA, 354 nt
Organism: Talaromyces atroroseus
Lineage: Eukaryota; Fungi; Ascomycota; Eurotiomycetes; Eurotiales; Trichocomaceae
Product: V-type proton ATPase subunit G
Exons: 6
Coding region: 1-354 (117 amino acids)
Biological process (GO): proton transmembrane transport
Cellular component (GO): vacuolar proton-transporting V-type ATPase complex
Molecular function (GO): proton-transporting ATPase activity, rotational mechanism
Source: RefSeq, a predicted model, not a curated record
AUGUCGGCCCAAAACUCCACGGGAAUCCAGACACUUCUGGAUGCUGAGCGCGAAGCUCAGAAGAUUGUUCAACAAGCCAGAGAAUAUCGUACAAAGCGAGUAAAGGAAGCACGAACGGAAGCACAACGCGAGAUCGACGAAUACAGGAAACAAAAGGAGGAGGAAUUUAAGAAAUUCGAGGCCGAGCAUUCAAGCGGAAACAAAAUCGCCGAAGAGGAAGCCAACAAGGAAGCGGAAUCCCAGCUUGAAGACAUUAAGACCGCUGGAAAGAAGUCGGGCGAUAAGGUUAUAAAGGACUUGAUCAAUGCUGUUGUUGAUGUGAAGCCGGAAGUGCCUGAGAAGAUUGCUGCUUGA